Amaranthus tricolor (Joseph's coat) is the source of this 2856-nucleotide messenger RNA. RefSeq names its product kinesin-like protein KIN-14C. The transcript is spliced from 17 exons. Gene Ontology annotation, biological process: microtubule-based movement. Gene Ontology annotation, molecular function: microtubule motor activity; microtubule binding; ATP binding. The record is from RefSeq and is a predicted model, not a curated record. Lineage: Eukaryota; Viridiplantae; Streptophyta; Magnoliopsida; Caryophyllales; Amaranthaceae. The coding region runs from base 218 to 2626 and encodes 802 amino acids.
CACAAAUCUAGAGGGUCCGUUCGAAAAGCGCCAUACCACAUUUCAAAUUUUGAAAUCAACUCAUUUCUCAACGUCUCUCUACGCUCCUCUUCCAUUUCUCCGAUUACCCGCUCCUGCAAAACCCUAAAUCGGACAAAAAUUUCAAAAUCCUUGAAUUUCUUUCAGAAAUCGCUAAAAUUUUACCAAUUCAUCUUCGCAUUUACUUUUCUUGACAUCAAUGGCGUCCUCUCGUAACCAAAAUCGACCUCCCAAUUUUCCUCUCAAUAAGAAAGAUGGAGGAGAAGAAAUUUCAUUGGAUAAACGUCGGAAAGUUGGUGGAGGUGGAGGAGGGAGAUUGACGGGUCCUACUGCGGCAAGUAGAGCAAGACAAGUUCUUUCAACUGUGAAUUCGAACAAUCAAGAUAGUGCGAGUGAUGCGGCGUCAAUCGCGGAAACUUCGGAGAGUGCUGAGUUUACUAAAGAAGAAGUUGAGGCGUUGUUGAAUGAGAAGAUUAAGGGCAAAAAGUUUGAUCUUAAGGGUAAAUUGGAGCAAAUUUCGGAGUCAAAUAAAAGGCUUAGGCUUUGUAUUAGAUGGUUUCAAGGAGUUGAACAAAAUCUUAAUCAGGAACAGGAAAAGUUGCGUAAUUCGUUAGAUGCGUCACAGAAGAAAUGCUCUGAAAUAGAAACUGAGAAAAAGAUCAAGGAGGAUGAACUUAACUCGCUCAAUGGAGAGUUGAGGCAAAACAAUGUUGUUUUGCAGGAGAAAUUAGCAAAAGAAGAAUCAGAUAAAUUGAAAGCAAUCGAGUGUCACACUAGAGAAAAGGAAGCUCGAGCUGCUGCAGAAGCUUUGAAUACUUCACUUACUCAGGAGCUUGAGAAACUCCGACAAGAAAAAUCAGAUGUUGACCUAAAGGUGAAAUCGGUUAAUGAUAUGUACACGCGCUUGCAAGAGUAUAAUACAAGCUUACAACAAUAUAAUAGCAAGCUGCAAACAGAUCUUGCAACUGCUAAUGCAACACUUCAAAGGGUUGAAAAGGAGAAAUCCACAAUUGUUGAGAAUUUGGGUGCCUUAAGGGGACACUAUGCCACUUUGCAAGACCAACUAACAUCUUUUAGGGCUUCUCAGAAAGAGGGUACAAAGGAAAAGGAGACAUUAAGUAAUGAAAUUAACCGUCUACAAGGGGAGUUGCAGCAAGUAAGAGAUGAAAGGGAUAGGAUGCAUUCACAAAUGCUUCUUUUAACCUCUGAAAUAGAGAAGUAUAAAGAGACCACUGGAAAGUCUGUUGCAGAGUUGGACAACUUGAUGAUGAAGUCUAACACAUUGGAGGAAACUUGUGCUUCACAAAGGGAGCAGUUGCAUAGACUUCAGCAUCAGCUUGCUUCCGCAAAUGAGAAAUUGAAGAUGACUGAUCUUUCGGCUUCAGAAAUGAAAAUGGAGUAUGAACAACAAAAGCAAGUGAUACAUCAAUUAAGAGAUCGUUUGGUAGAUGCAGAGCAUCAAAUUAAUGAAAAGGAGAUGUUGAGGAGAAAGCUGCACAAUACCAUUUUGGAAUUGAAAGGAAAUAUCCGUGUCUUCUGUAGAGUUAGACCCUUGUUACCGGAAGAUGGUUGUGCCUCCGAAUUACCUGUUAUCUCUUACCCUACCUCAACUGAAGGACAUGAAUCUGGAAUAGACCUUUUACAAAGUGGACAAAAAUAUGCUUUUACUUUUGAUAAAGUAUUUACUCACGAAGCCACUCAGAAUGAUGUCUUUGUUGAAAUAUCAGAGUUAGUGCAGAGUGCUCUUGAUGGAUAUAAGGUUUGUAUAUUUGCUUAUGGUCAAACAGGUUCCGGCAAAACCUAUACUAUGAUGGGCAGACCUCAGUCCGUUGACCAGAAAGGGCUUAUACCUCGUUCUUUGGAGCAGAUAUUUGAAACUAGCCAGAGGCUCUCAGCUCAGGGCUGGAAGUUUAAAAUGCAGGCAUCAGUUCUGGAAAUUUACAAUGAAAGUAUCAGGGACCUGCUAGUAACUAAUCGAACAAGUUGGGACGCUGCACGCACAGAAAAUGGCGUUUCAGGGAAACAGUAUACUAUUAAACACGAUGCAAAUGGCGACACAUACGUCUCUGACCUUACCAUAGUCGAUGUGUGCAGCUCAAAAGAGGUUGCAUCUCUUUUGCAUCAAGCUGGUCAAUGCCGGUCCGUGGGCAAGACACAAAUGAAUGAGCAAUCAUCAAGAAGUCACUUUGUGUUUACUCUGCGGAUUUCUGCAGUAAAUGAGACCACUGAAAAGCACGGUGUUCUGAAUCUUAUCGAUCUUGCCGGAAGUGAGAGGCUCUCCAAAAGUGGGUCAACUGGUGAUCAAUUGAAAGAAACUCAGGCCAUAAAUAAAAGCUUGUCCUGCCUUGCUGAUGUUAUAUUUGCUUUGGCCAAGAAGGAAAAUCAUGUUCCCUUUAGGAAUUCAAAGCUUACAUACCUCCUACAGCCUUGUCUAAGUGGAGACUCAAAGACAUUGAUGUUUGUCAAUCUCUCCCCUGAACCAUCAUCAGUGAACGAGUCGCUAUGCUCCCUACGGUUUGCAGCCCGAGUUAACACUUGUCAGAUAGGAGUUCCACGCCGUCAAACGGCUAUAAGAUCAUCGUCAGAUUCUCGUCUAAGCAUAGGCUAAAGGCACCACUUCCUUUUCAUUAUUUUUUUAACAUCUAAUUUCACAAUCGCAAUUCUGUGGGUAUUACAUUAUGGGGCUGGCCUGGCAUUGGAUUUGUAUAAGCAGCCAUAUAGGUUGCAUUAAUUGGGUUCAUUCUGAUCUGUAUUGUGUAAUAUAUUGUGAUUAUUAAGGGCAAAGUUUCCAGCUUGCCUAGAUUUUACUUGAUUUGAUUUGAUUGUGUUUCAGCCUUG